UGUGGCCGGAUACUAAGACAACCUAAGAUGACACUCCUGUAAAAUGCGCAGGGCGUCACAUAAUCAGUCGUCAACAUGGCGUUGAACAGUGCACACGCAGGGAAAGGUGUCCUUAUUUACGCUGGAGAAUGCAUCAUCCUCUUCUGUGACCAUGUGUCGAUGGAGUUUGGGGGCAACCUCCCACCUGAGAUGAAGGGCUCCAAGACUGGCCGGCUGUACCUCACCACACACCGCAUCAUCUUCAACAACAAGGAUGCCAAGGAUAAGCUUCAGUCGUUCGCGUCGCCCUUCUUUUCGCUCAAGGGAGUUGAGUUGGAGCAGCCAGUGUUCGGAGCCAACUACAUCAAAGGGACGGUGCAGGCACAGCCCCAUGGAGGCUGGUCAGGGGAGGCCAAGUUCAAGCUCACCUUCAAGCAUGGUGGAGCCAUCGAAUUUGGUCAGGCCAUGCUCAAGGUCGCCUCUCUCGCCACCCGCAACAUGGACUCCAGCUUCCGAGAUGCCCCACCUCCUUACACCCCCCCAUCAGCCCCAUGGGCACAGGCUCCUCCCCCAGCUUAUGCCCCACCCACAGGAGGUUAUGCAGGAUGGGUGCCUCCUACUGCCACCUUCCCUGAUCGACCACCAGCGGAUGGUGUCUUCAUGUAUGAGGCUCCCCCUCCCUACCCUGGGCUGAGCGGCCACAAUGGUUACAAUGGGGCUGUCGGAUUCACUACUUCAGCUGCAGAUGCCAAGGCCCAGGAGGCAGCGCAGAGUGCUUACUACGACCCUAACAAUCCACAGUAUGCUUAUGUGCCCCCACCUGCAUAUUCCGAGUCACCCCCCUCAUACGACGCAGCGACCAAGAAGUCUCAAUGAAGCAACACACCACUACUACUCUCCUCGCCAACCCCAAUGCCUCCAGCUCCCCUCCACUUCACAUCGGCAUCGUGGCACAGUCAUGAAAUCGCGACCUAAACCACUUUUCUCUCGUUGACAUGGCAAGCUUGGGAUUCAAAGGUUUUGCUGUUAAAUUUGGGUUCAUUAUUUUUAUUUUUUUAUUUUUUUAUUUUUUCCAUAAUUAUUUUUUUUAAUUAUUAUUAAUUAAUUAGAGUUUCAUUCUUUAGAGUUGAACUUGGGUGUGAUCAUUGUAAAAAAAAAAAAAAUCUUUGUUGUUGUCACUACCUUUUUUUUGUUUUUUAGUUUUGUCUUUUAUGUAGAUGGAGUACCUGGAGUACCUGGAGUACCUGUGGAGUGGGAAAGUUGGAGGGGGGGUUGAGUAGCUCCUCCCUGUGUAUAUUAUCCACCUGUAGAGUUGCAUCUUUGGCAUGCAUGUGUAUUUAAAGCAAAGAUGACGUUUGUUCAGCUGGUUAUUCCACGGUAAUCAGAAGUGAAGAAGGUACUACAAAAGUCCCAUGUGGUUGAAGUAGGUUGUAAUUGGUGGGAAAUAUUGACAUUAUGGUUGUGUUGUUUAUUGGGGAUGAAAUAACUAUACAAGGUUGUUGAGUGUGGGAGUUGAGAAUUUGCAAGAGCAGAGGAAUGUAGAGGUACAAGUCCGAUGUGGAGGAGUAUUUAAAUAUUAUCAUUGUAUAGAGAAGUUAUAUAGAAAUUAUAAGAAAUAUAUAGAUUUAUCACUCGUGUUACAUCAGGAAUUAUUUAGUUUAUACAAAUGCAAAGCCAGAUGGUUGUUAUCUUGAUGUUUCAAGACUUAGAAGAAAAAAUAAAAAGAUUUAAGGAUGCAAAAACUUUCAUAUUUAUAUAUUUUUGGUGACAAACAUAUUUCACUGCUUUACCAAGGAGUCCUGAUGCUCAGCUAGCCCGAAAUUGAAUUAGCUUUAUUGAAAAAUUAUGGAAACUUCUUUCAGGGGGAGAUUACCUUAAAGAUGUACUAAGAGGUCCACAAGUAAUUAUGUAGUAUGAAAAGUCAUAAAGAAUAAAGAGCAUUAAAUACAAUGCUUAGGUUAGGAAAACUUGCAUUCCCUGUGUGUUAUUAAUUUUCCCAUAAUCCAAUCAUAGUCAUGGAACUUGUAUGUGGAUGAAUGUCGGGGAUGGCAUGCAAAUUGUUUAGGAACUGCACAUGUGUCUAGAGUGCUAUGGAUGUCAGCAUUCACACAUACAAGCAUUGGUCCUUCCUUUAAGAUUAGGUUUGGUGGUUGAGAUCAUAGGAAGUUGGCUCUCACUUUCAUAUCAUAGUCCGUUUCUUUUGUCAUUAAUCUAUGUAGGUUACUUAACAUGGUACCUGUGCAUGGUUCUUUGUGGUUGUUGACACGCAUUUAGACGGAGGAAAGUCAGGUCGCUCUGUUGCUCGUGAGUUCUAGGAUGCAUCACGCUACGCAAGAAACAAGAGCAUGGUUGUAUGUUAUAGCAGGUGCUGCAAUUAUUACAAGUUGAAUUUUGAACUUUCUUGAUCUUCCUUUCCUUGCAAUUUCCUCACCUGAUUCUACAGAGGUGUUACUUAAUGGACCGAUCCUUUAUUAACCAAGUCAUUGUUCUUUCCCAAGAGUCUGUGUUUAUAUGCUGUGGGUUAAGAAAAUAUCACAUGGCAGUUACAGGUAUUUUUCUCUAUUUUUCCUUGCCCUUUGUUCAUAGUAUCCACUGUUUUGUAAUGUCUCCAUAUCUUUGUCUGUAGUUAUCUGAUAAAAAGGUUGCUCGUGAAAAAGGCCAAGAUUGGAUUCAUUUUUUCUUCUUUCCCCUAAAGUGUAAGGGAUUCCAUGUGAUAUAUGUAGAGCUGUAAUAACCAUUUUUAGUUUACCUUCUUAUUAGAGGAAACACCCACAUUGCAUCACUCAAAAUUCUGUUGAGCCAUUGUAUUGAAUUUUUUCCAUUUUUGGUGAAUUUGUAUUUAGUUUUAAUUUUACAGAUUUAUAUAUUUGUGUAUAAUCAAUCAUUGGUAAGGUAUUUUUCCCAAUGUUUUAAGUCGACUUUGAACUAGGGAAAAAUUGGAUCCAAGAAGUUGUUUUUUACUCCAUAUUUACAAAAUCAGUGAAGGCAAGUGGCAAUUUAUUAACUUUAUCCUUAUUAUAUAAUUCUUUCCUUUCAAUUCUCUUUGAUACUCUUUUCUUCCUUUGAUAUAGUCUCAGAUGUAACUUUUGUUGUGAAUGGAAUACCAAAAUUAUGAUUAUUCUUGUGUACUGGGUAGGUAGUGGAAUUUUAUUUUGAUUGAAAAUCAUGUAUAUUUUCUGAUUCAUACAUAUAUAUAUGUAUAUCCAAUAAAUGUAUAAUAACCA
This is a messenger RNA of Penaeus vannamei (Pacific white shrimp), 3203 nucleotides long. RefSeq names its product WW domain binding protein 2 (gene Wbp2). Gene Ontology annotation, biological process: positive regulation of DNA-templated transcription. Gene Ontology annotation, cellular component: nucleus. NCBI's taxonomy places the organism in Eukaryota, Metazoa, Arthropoda, Malacostraca, Decapoda, Penaeidae. Gene Ontology annotation, molecular function: chromatin DNA binding; transcription coactivator activity. The record is from RefSeq and is a predicted model, not a curated record.